Molecule: messenger RNA, 2154 nt
Organism: Oldenlandia corymbosa var. corymbosa
Lineage: Eukaryota; Viridiplantae; Streptophyta; Magnoliopsida; Gentianales; Rubiaceae
Source: the annotation of a GenBank genome assembly
AUGGGCAAGAUCAAAUCUCGUUGCAUUCCAGCCUCUCUGCAUUGGUGUAUUUUGGUCGCUGUUGCUGUUUUUUGUUGUUUCAGUCCCGUGAAUGGCAACACUGACCAGAAUGAUUUGAAUGCUCUUCAGGUUUUGUACUCUUCGUUGAAUAAUCCUCCGCAGCUAAACCGUUGGAAGUCAAGUGGGGGCGAUCCUUGUGGAGAGUCAUGGCAAGGGGUUACUUGUCAAGGCUCAGCGGUUACUUCCAUCCAAUUAUCUGGUUUAGGACUCAAUGGAACAUUGGGAUACAUGCUCAACAGUUUUAUGUCUUUGCAGACGUUGGAUUUGAGUAGCAAUAUCAUCCACGAUUAUAUUCCGUAUCAGUUACCUCCGAACCUUACCAGCCUAAAUCUUGCAAACAAUAAUUUGACUGGAAGUCUUCCUUACUCGCUUACUUCCAUGCCUGCCCUUAAUUAUUUGAAUGUCAGCCACAACUCUCUUAGUCAAGGUAUUGGUGACAUCUUCAGCAAUCAUUCUAACCUUGCCACACUGGAUCUUUCAGCUAACAAUUUUUCGGGCGACCUUCCACCAUCCUUUAGUUUAUUAUCAAACCUUUCCACUCUUUACUUGCAGAAUAAUCAAUUAACUGGUUCACUAAAUGUAUUGGUUGGCUUGCCACUGAAUGAUCUAAAUGUGGCAAACAAUCAUUUCACUGGAUGGAUACCCCGUGAGCUUCUUUCAAUACCAAAUUUUAAAUCUGAUGGAAACUCGUUCGAUAAUGGUCCUGCUCCUCCUCCACCACCGUACACCCCGCCUCCCCCGGGUAGACAUCCAUCUCCCGUAGCACCUCAACAUCCUAAGAAUAAACCAUCAAACCCAGAUAAUUCUGGAAAUGGAAAGAAGGGGCUUAAAGCUGGUGCUAUUGUUGGGAUCGUUUUGGGUUCUGUUUUGGUGGCUUUCCUGGUGCUAGUGGCUCUUGUUUUUUGCCUUAGGAAGGGUAAAAAGAAAGAAAUUGCAGCCAGACCUUCUUCUGGAAGUCUUUCUACUGGCACGGGUAUAGUGAAUAAAGAAAUGCAAGAACAAAGAGCAAGAACUACAGCAACUGCCGUAGAUUUGAAGACCCCUCCUGCAGAGAAAGUGGCAGUUGAAAAAAUACCUGGAAGGAAUGGAUCAAUGAAAAGAGCUAAAUCCCCAAUCACCGCAACAUCUUAUACUGUUGCUGCUCUCCAGACCGCAACAAAUAGCUUUACUCAAGAAAAUAUUAUUGGUGAAGGUUCACUUGGACGUGUUUAUAGGGCUGAAUUUCCUAAUGGAAAGAUCAUGGCAAUAAAAAAGAUCGAUAGUGCAGCAGUAUCCCUGCAGGAGGAAGACAAUUUCCUUGAAGCCGUCUCGAAUAUGUCACGCCUGCGGCAUCCAAAUGUAGUUCAGCUGGCAGGAUAUUGUGCAGAGCAUGGCCAGCGUCUUCUUGUUUACGAUUAUAUUGGAAAUGGUAGCUUGCAUGAUAUGCUGCACUUUGCUGAUGAGAGAAGCAAGUUGCUGACGUGGAAUGCACGAGUCAGAGUAGCACUUGGCACAGCUAGAGCUCUAGAGUACUUGCAUGAAGUGUGUCUGCCUUCAGUUGUACAUAGAAACUUGAAGUCAGCAAAUAUAAUGUUGGAUGACGAGCUCAAUGCACAUUUGUCAGACUGUGGCCUCGCUGCCUUAACACCCAACACUGAGCGACAGGUUUCUGCAGCCCAGAUGGUGGGUUCAUUCGGUUAUAGUGCCCCUGAAUUUGCUUUAUCUGGCAUAUACACUGUAAAAAGUGAUGUGUACAGUUUCGGUGUGGUAAUGCUGGAGCUCUUGACAGGUCGCAAGCCACUUGAUAGUUCAAGGGUAAGAUCAGAACAAUCACUUGUGAGAUGGGCCACUCCUCAACUUCAUGAUAUAGAUGCCUUGGCCAAAAUGGUUGAUCCUACUCUAAAUGGGAUGUACCCAGCCAAAUCGUUGUCCCGUUUUGCUGAUAUAAUCGCACUUUGUGUUCAGCCUGAACCCGAGUUCCGACCUCCCAUGUCAGAAGUUGUACAAGCCCUGGUGCGGUUGAUGCAAAGGGCAACUUUUGUUACCCGGCGAUCCAGCGAAGAAUCAGGUUUUUCAUACAAGACUCCAGAUCACGAGGCAUAUGACAUUUCAUAA